ACGUGUUCGAUGACUUCCAAGCCCACAACUCAAAAAAGUGUCAUGUAUCGGAUACCUUCAGAGCGAACUUUGGAAAGUCUCCAUGAGAUGAUCGGAUCUCGAAUGUCAAAAAUGUCACUAAAGAAUACUUUACGUGGAAUCUCGAAUCCAUACGAAAGGGAUGAAAAUGAGGGAAGUGAGGACAUGAUUUUCGAAUUAUUCAAAAUUCCAAACAAGAAUGAAGCUUCAAUUGGAAAGUUACUGACAGUUCUUCGUCAAUUGGGUCUUAGAGAUGAUGAUCCACGACUUGUACCAAUGAUGGAAAAAAUAAAAGAUUUCGAGAAAAUUGCAGAAGAAAAAUGCUCAGAGGCAACCGAACAAAAACAUUGGAAACUCACCAAAGAGCAAUUCAAAGAAUGCAUAGCUCCAAGUAUUGAUAUUGUAUCACGAGCUCUUCAAACUGAUAUGGUUAUUCCAAAUUGGGUCACUUUUGUUGAUCAAAUACGUACUUUAUUCAAUGAAUGUAAAGAGAUUCGAGAAGGGCAAGUUGCCACAUACAUUCCACAAUUGGCAAGACAAUCUCCUAAUCUUUGGGCUGUUUCAUUGUGCACUGUUGAUGGUCAAAGGGCAUCAUUUGGAGAUGUGAAGCAUCCUUUCUGUGUGCAAUCUGUAUCAAAAGCAUUUAAUUAUGCAAUUGUUGCAUCUGAUCUUGGUGCAGAUGUAGUUCAUUCUUAUGUUGGGCAGGAGCCAAGUGGAAGACUAUUCAAUGAAAUAUGUCUGGAUUCAACAAACAAACCACACAACCCUAUGGUAAAUUCUGGAGCAAUUGUGAUCACUUCAUUGAUAAAAAGCAAAACCAAUAUGGCGGAUCGGUUUGAUUUUGUGCUUAAUCAGUACAGAAAGAUUGCUGGAAAUGAAUUCAUUGGGUUCAACAAUGCCACAUUUUUGUCUGAAAGAGCAACUGCUGACAGAAAUUACGCGUUGUCAUAUUUCAUGAAAGAGAACAGAUGUUUUCCCAAAGAGACAGAAUCUCUAACAGAUGCACUCGAUUUCUACUUCCAAUUGUGUUCAGUUGAAGUGACUUGUGAAUCACUUGCAGUAAUGGCUUCAACUCUUGCAAAUGGUGGAGUGUGUCCAAUCACUAAUGAGACAUGCGUAGAUCCAAAUCCAUGUCGUGAUGUUUUAUCAUUAAUGUAUUCAUGUGGAAUGUACGAUGCAUCUGGACAAUUUUCAUUUAAUGUCGGGUUGCCAGCUAAAUCAGGAGUAUCUGGUGCAAUGAUAGUGGUGGUGCCUAAUGUAAUGGGUAUUUGUCUAUUUUCCCCACCACUGGAUUCACUUGGUAACAGUUGUAGAGGUGUUGCAUUCUGCAAGAAACUGGUUUCCACUUUCAACUUUCACAAUUAUGACUGUCUUGUUCAUAACUCCAAUAUUAAAAGUGAUCCAAGAAGAAGAGACAUUCGAGAGCGUGAUCGAUUAAUCCCUGUUUUCCACGUGGCAAGAGCUGGGGAUCUCCCAACAAUGAGAAGAUUGUAUAUGCAAGGAGAAGAUUUGAAUACCUCUGAUCACGAUGAUAGAACAGUCUUGCAUAUUGCAGCUACUGAAGGAUAUGAGACAAUGAUCAAAUUCCUGGUUAAUGUGGCAAAGGUUGAUGUGGAUAAGAAAGAUCGUUGGGGACGGACUCCGUUGGAUGAAGCUAAAUUCUUUAAACAUGACCAUGUUUCUAGAUUUUUAGAAAAAGCAAUGAAACGGCCAGAGCAACACAGAAAAGAUUCAGUUUCUUCAUUGGAUACAGACGAUGAGAUUGAUGAUGAUGGUUUUCCAGAGAAGCCUUCUUUUACAAUUGAUUAGUUAUUUUUGAAUAGUUCCAUAACUUUUGCAUAAAUCAAUGAAUAUGACGUUGUUAGUUUCUCUUCUCUCUUUUCCCCUCUAAAAACAUCAUAUGGUUGUGAACAUAUUGAGUGAUACGUUUGACCUCCAAAAAUCAAACAACGUAAAUUAAGAUCUUUCUAUCGUUUGAUUUGUUUUUUUCACAUAGUUCUAAACAAUUUCUACCCUAUAUAAUAAAAUAUUUCAAACAAUGA
Caenorhabditis elegans is the source of this 2060-nucleotide messenger RNA. It is a transcript of the gene glna-2, whose product is annotated as Putative glutaminase 2. The coding region runs from base 10 to 1827 and encodes 605 amino acids. The transcript has 10 exons. Gene Ontology annotation, molecular function: glutaminase activity. The record is from RefSeq and is marked reviewed. Gene Ontology annotation, biological process: L-glutamine metabolic process. NCBI's taxonomy places the organism in Eukaryota, Metazoa, Nematoda, Chromadorea, Rhabditida, Rhabditidae.